Messenger RNA from Drosophila subobscura, 771 nucleotides. It is a transcript of the gene Capa, whose product is annotated as cardio acceleratory peptide 2b. Bases 103 to 588 code for a protein of 161 amino acids. Lineage: Eukaryota; Metazoa; Arthropoda; Insecta; Diptera; Drosophilidae. The record is from RefSeq and is a predicted model, not a curated record. The transcript has 4 exons.
AUCAUUGAACGUGCCCAAGGAAACAUUUGACGGAGCCAACAGAACUGCAGCCAUCCAAACAAAUCGAAAAUAGUUUUAGAUAAUUCUUAGUUUUGGAACAAAAUGAAAGCCAUUUGCAGUCUGUACAACAUUGUCAGUGCCAUUUUGCUGCUCGUUUUGCUGGCACAAUUCAGCACAGCAGGACCUUUAAAAGAAAAAGAGCUAAACCAUGACAAGAAUCGGCGUGGUGCCAACAUGGGACUCUAUGCAUUUCCCCGCGUCGGUCGCAGCGAUCCCAGCCUGGCCAACAGUCUGCGCGAUGCCAGUGAUGCCGCGGUCUUCGACGGCAUUUACGGUGAUGCCUCCCAGGAGGACUACACUGAGGCGGACUAUCAGAAGCGGGCUGGUCUAGUGGCCUUUCCGCGCGUGGGCCGCAGCGACGCCGAGCUGCGCAAGUGGGCCCAUCUCUUGGCUCUGCAGCAGGUGCUGGACAAGCGCACUGGGCCCAGUGCCUCCUCGGGCCUGUGGUUUGGACCUCGGCUGGGCAAGCGAAGUGUCGAUGCCAAGGCAUUCAACGAUGCCGGCAAGGGGCAGCAGGAAUUCAACUAGACACUGGCCGCGGCAGGACAUGGGAACACCACGGAGCGUAUACACAUUUUGGCAUCAUAAUUAUCAUAAUUAAUUCUAAUCGAAUUCAGCUUCUAAUUUAACAUCUAUAACGGGUAUAGAGCAAAUAUGUCUUUGGGUUAGAUACACGUCCUACAAAAUAUUGUAUAAACAAAUAAACGAGAG